AUGAAACGAAAGCAUCCUUGUUCGGAAUCCAAAGAGGAUCCAAUGUUUCAAACACAAAGUUUAAAUCCACGAUCACCAAAAACUCAGAAUACACUAAAGCGCAAACAACAACCUCAUAGACCCACCAAACGAAAAGAAUUCUUAGCUUUAAAUUUUAAAAUCUUUGAUAUCGAUGAAAUUGUUGCCAUGAUUUUACAAUUUAUGACCACCACCGAUUAUUUUGUUUGUUUGAGAUUUAUCAAUCGGUGUUUUCAUCGAGUCAUUGAGGAAGGAAUAUUAUCUGGAUUAAUAUUCAAGAAUAUUACAUUGGAUUAUUUAUCACCCACUUUAACAUUUGAUUCCGACGAGCAUCAUGAAUUAGUCACCAUUCAACAAAUUCUUGAACAACAACCACGCUCUAAAAAAAGAAAGAAUUCAUAUCCUCUUCCAUCAAAACUAGUUUCAAAAUCGAUUGAAAAAGACAUUUCCUCCUCAAAUGGUCUCCAUUCACAACGAUUACUGGAUAUCAUUUCAAAACAUGCAUUUGCCAUUCAAAGUUGGCACUGUGCGUAUGGUGUACGAGAAAUGACUUGUCACGUCUUUGACCAAUUAAUGGAAAAGUGUAAAAACUUGCAAGAAAUUUGUGUGGAGUCUCCACAAUUGGAAAGUAUCAAGAUUAGUCCGCAAUCACUUCCACACUUACGACAUUUAUCUUUGGUGAUGCGAUCUUUUUCAUUUCAUGAACUCGUACUUGGAGAGGAGAAGACGAGUAGUGUAAAGAAACAAGAAGAGAUUUAUACCUCCAAUUUAAUUUUACCAAAAAAGGAAAUAUCAAAUGUUAGGGAUGAAUUGAAACAACAAGAGUCUUUCUUUGAACAUUUGGCCACUCUUUCCAUCACGAUUCAUCGAUCUGAUGAUUCUUUUAAGACUCUUUUCACACAUUCGAAACUCUUUCCAAAUCUUGUGCAUUUUACAUUUCACACGACUGCUAGCACUUCUUCCACAACAUGGUGGAAUCCAAAUAUACUUCCCAAAUCAACGAAUUUGAUACAUUUAUGGACACCUCGACUUGAAACAGUGUCAUUGCGAGUUAUGAACAAACAUUUCAUAUUUAAUGGACAAGUUGACCAUCACAUGAAAUUGGAUUCGAUGCAACAUGUGUUAAAGUUGACAAAUUUAGAAUAUUUACAAAGCAUGAGUGUUCUACUCUUAUCGAGCAGCCAUGUGGUCAUACCGUCUGUGUUUUUGUAUCAUUGUCCAAAUUUAAUUCAUGUGAAUUUACCAAUGGGACACAAUAGAUUGUGUCCCAUUACGAAAUUCAUGUUGAGUCACUUGAAAGAGAUUGAGUUGGAUGUUGCAGAAAUGAUUCAUGAUGAACUCGAGGAUGGCUCAACAUUGACAUGGAUGUCUAUGAUUCGAGAGGAGGCAAAUCUCCCUUCUCUGCAACAUCUUCGUUUGUAUUCUUCAUCUGAGGCGACCAUUCAGAGUUUAGAAUUGAAAGGAUUUAAACAGUUGCGAUCCCUCACGAUCGAGUUGGAGAACAUUGACUUGACAGUGAAGAAUAUGAAGAAACUUAGAGAAGUUAAUAUUUCGUGUAAGGAUCUAAAGCUGCAUCUUUACAAAUGCAAACGAAUUACUGAGAAGGUAUUGGAUCAAAUUUUGGACAACUCUAAAAUUUCAUCUUUAACCAUUAGCAAAUGUUCAGAGUUGCGGCGAAUUGAUCUGUCAAAAAACAGUCACAACAGAUAUUUGAGACAUUUUAAUAUAAAUAAGUGUCCAAACUUGGAAUGGCUAUGUUGUGAUUCGACAAGAACAGUGAUGAGUGGAGAAGUAAAGAAUUGCACGAACCUCAAGUACAUUAAGGCAACACAGUUCUCGAUUAACACUUCACCCACUCGAUACUGCAAUAAGAUGCUGCUCGUCACCAAUGCACAUCCAAAACUUGAAAUAAUUUCAGAUUUCUGGAUUGAGAAAUAA
Naegleria fowleri is the source of this 1956-nucleotide messenger RNA. RefSeq lists its product as uncharacterized. Lineage: Eukaryota; Heterolobosea; Eutetramitea; Acrasida; Naegleriidae. The transcript has a single exon. The coding region runs from base 1 to 1956 and encodes 651 amino acids. The record is from RefSeq and is a predicted model, not a curated record.